AGGGAGGAGGCACAUUAUCCAUGGUGUCAUGUGUCCGGAUCAGGUCGUGCAUUUCCCGAGCAUGAUUGUUUGUGGCUCAUCAGUCAAGACUUGGAUUCCCUGCAACCAGUGUGAAAGACUGCCGGCUCGUGUUGUAUUAUAAUAAUCAGGGCGCCAUAGAUCCUCCGUCGAUAUUCGCUGAAACAUCGCUAGCUGUGCUGGACGUCUACCACGCAUUUGCAGAAGACGGUUCCAGGCCCUGUCGGAGUGUCGCGGCAGCUAUCCAGUUUCUAUUUUUGGUUAGGAGUUCCGUGGCUGUUUCCCUGUCGUGAGCUAAGAAUAGACCCUUGUACUAUCCCGAUUCUGAUUGCGCGCGAGUCGUUGCUAUAUCUACCAGUUCGCGUGCACGCCGCUCCACGAGGGAGUCAGGGCAGAGCAGGGAGAUAAAGAGCAUGGCGGAUCUGAAGAGGCUUCCGCGCACGCUGAGCUCCGUGCCGUACAUCUUCACGUCGCUAGUACCGCUCAGCAACAUCGAGAAGAAGCAGCAGCGGCUGCUUGCCGAGAAGCUAGCCAAGGGCACAAACUUUGAUCAUGAUGAGGUGCGUCUGCUACUUCUCAUGAUCUGGUACUGCUCGCCGACAAAGAUCAACUUUGACCGCGGUGCAUUUCGCCAGAUGCUGCACGGCCUCUUCAAGAUGACUGAUGACAUCAUUAUGGACAGAGUGUUCCGUAUGUUUGACCAGGACAAUGACGGGCUGAUCAGUCAAAAGGAGUGGGUCAACGGAAUGUCCACUUUUCUCAGGUCGGAGGGCGAUGAGCGUGCAAAAUGGGCAUUUCAGAUUUACGACUUGAACAACGACGGCUUCAUAACCAGAGAAGAAAUGUUUCACCUGCUCAAGAACAGUAUGGUCAAGCUCGCUAACGAGGAGGAUCGCGAUGAGAGUAUAAAGGACAUUGUGGAGAUGACCAAUAAGAAAAUGGAUAUCGACAGGGAUGGGCGCGUUUCAGAGUCGGAUUUUGUAGCGGCCACAGGGAAAGACAGGCUACUCACCCAAGCGUUUGGCAAGUGUCUGCCGCGGGAAGAGUGUGUCCGCGCCUUUCGCGGUAUUCUAGAGCAGUUCCGCGAGCAGCUAUGAGACCGGCCGCAGUUUCUACAAAGCCAUCAACAACAUGGUCGAGUUCCCAACCCGGCACAGUACCACGACCAGCAACAGAGAAAACCUAUGUGACAGGCUGGAUACUAACCAGCUGAUGAUGUCAUCAGCAACAGCAAUGACGUAAUGACAAAGUCCUAGCCAUAGUACUGUACCUGCAUAGCGGCAGGCAGGACUACUCCAAGUACUCAUGCCGGGCUAGGCUCUAUCCUCACGGUCUAGUUUGAACUACCGGCACUCGGUGUGACCUGCACUACUAUAGUCUGUAACUGAAGAGUUAUCAUCUGAUCAUAGCAUGCCAGUUUCCUACCUAACAUUCUAUAUUUUUAUGUACACAUAUUUUAUUUUCAAGUUCGUACAUAUAUUUCGUACGAAUUGAACGUAGAGGUUGGAAGCAUCCAACUUCUUCAUGUUUAUGCUUGCGAUGCAUUUUAGUAUGAUAUUAGAUAUUCUAUUUUGUUUGCGUUCUUCACCGGUAAUAGUCUCCCAGUCAGCGUCCACCAAGCCCAAACACCAACACAGGUUCACGGUUCCCUGAUCAUUUGUUUUGCUUCG
Molecule: messenger RNA, 1688 nt
Organism: Sycon ciliatum
Lineage: Eukaryota; Metazoa; Porifera; Calcarea; Leucosolenida; Sycettidae
Product: calaxin-like
Exons: 8
Coding region: 432-1115 (227 amino acids)
Molecular function (GO): calcium ion binding
Source: RefSeq, a predicted model, not a curated record